AUGGCUACAACCAGAUACACCGUGCCUAUCCCGGAGGGAAUACCUGUCCUCGAAACCCGCCAGCAACUCAACGACAUGGCAGACCAAUAUCCGAUGGGAACCCUGGACGAUAGAAACGGUGGCUACUACCUGCUCGACCAUGAUGCCACUGUGCUAGCCGUUACGUCUGAUUCCCUAUGCGAGGAAUUAGACGCCUCCAUGGAAGAAGCGAGAAAAUUACAUGCCGGUAACCUGGACGAUGAGGCCGAUGUUGCUCCUAGGGCGGAUAAUGCGGCUGCUUCUUGCUCUCACCCUCGCUGUCAUACCCAUGCUUUGUGUCGCACAUAUAGUGAUUGCCAUAUUUGCGAUGCUGCUGAGUGA
Messenger RNA from Aspergillus pseudoviridinutans, 360 nucleotides. RefSeq lists its product as uncharacterized. The record is from RefSeq and is a predicted model, not a curated record. Lineage: Eukaryota; Fungi; Ascomycota; Eurotiomycetes; Eurotiales; Aspergillaceae. The transcript is spliced from 2 exons. The coding region runs from base 1 to 360 and encodes 119 amino acids.